GGAGUCAUUUUGGAACUCAUUUUAUAUUUUGGUGAAAAUUUAGUUUUCAGCAAAAAGACAUAAGUUUAAGAUAUUUUAUUUAUUUAAAGUUCAUUUCGAAGCUGCAGUAUUUAUUAAAAGUAUUUUUGUUUGAUAAUCGUUCAUUAUUGUUGAAGGAAAUCAUUUUUAUAUUCUCGAAACAUUUAAGAUAAGAAUUUCACAUCUGAUAGAUAUUUAUUUUGGCAUUUGUCACUUUAGAUUUUCUCUUUGUUAGGCUUUAUUUUUAUCAAUUUAAGAUGUUUUAGCGACAAGCUAAGUGGACACAAUCAGACAUGUUUUUUACUAAUUCCAUUGUCCGGUAAACACAAACAAGUUGUUGUGUAAACAACCUAUGUCUAGGUAACCUGGUCAAUUAGGGUUCUUUGUCCUGUCCAGCAAAGACCUUUCCACGCCCCUUUUUACCCCAAAAUAUCAGGGUAACUAAGAUAGCUUGAUUGUUUAACGAAUCUGAUUGGACGAACCUGAAACAGUAACGCAAAAUCGAACAAGUGAAUUUCGGUCCCAAAAGUGGCAUUAUCGAAUGCGCUUUAGAAGAUAUAACAUCUAAAACCUACUUCACUGUGUUUGUUAUAACUGUUUUCAGGUGAGUCAAGUAUUUUUAUCUAUUAUUUUAUUUAAUUGCAUCAUGAAACUUCGUUAAGUUUCAUUUCCAUUUUAUUUUAGUAAAGUUGAUUUCUCGAUCAGUGUAAAUAGAUGUAUAUAUGUUCAAAAAAAAGGUUGGUUUAUUCUUCACAAACUUUCUAUACUCAAGGGAAUUUUUAAACGCGUUAUAGAAUUAAGUUUUACGCUCGCAUGUUGGAAAUGAUAAUUUUAACUUAUCGCUUGUUCAUACUUAAUACAAUUUAAGGUCAGUUCCACAAGGAUAAGAUAUUGAUUAUUUUAAUAAACGCGUUAUGCGUAAUAUUUUCACAUGUGUAGGUUAAUUUAAUAAGAAAUUAUUUAUCGUAAACUAUUCUUGUCGUUUAGUCCUAUUUUUAUUAUGAGUCAUGAAUUUUUGAUACAAAGCAAGCUCGUAUAAUUUAAUAGCUAGUUUUCCCCAAUUCAUAUUAUAUUGUUUCAUAUUUAUAUUAUUUGCAUAUUCGCGAUUAGUUUCGUAAUGCUAAGUUUAGUCUCGAUUUCGAAUAUUUCUCAACCAAUGCUCAUUGUCGGAAUUGAUUAUUUUUGGGUUGAUAGGUUUAUAGUUUAAGCUUUUACAAGCGCCACAUAUAUGCUCUACCGUGUUUAUAUUUCGAAAGAUACCAGAUCUCAAUAUGUUCUUACAUAUGUACAUCCCCCUAGUCAAAAUAUUAUAUACUCAUUAUUUUAUGCUGUUCGGCACGUGCUUUAUGCUCUGUUAGGUUCAAAUAGUCGGUCUCGCAUUAUGCUCAUAUAUUUAAUAUUAAGUCCGCAUCUUGCUCAUAUAUUUGAAUGCUAAAUAAGCUUUUAUUUAUAAGAAAUAUUAUAAGCAUACGUGUUCGUCAGUUUAAAUGCAUAUGCUCAUGCAUUUACAUAAAAUUUGUAUACUAUAGAUAUUAAUUGAUCAUUUAUAUGAAUUAUAUGUUUCUAUUAUUUGUAUUAUAUACUAUUAUAUUGUGUAAAAUAUAUAUCAUUAUCGAAUGCGCUUUAGAAGAUAUAACAUCUAAAACCAACUUCACUGUGUUUGUUAUAACUGUUUUCAGGCCCUUACCCAUACUCAUUAGUCCGUAAGGUGUGCUGUUGGUUAAGUCCAACCAUAACAGGCAAACGACAGUCCACACAACCCAGCAUCCGACAACUCAGAUAACAGUCAGAAACCCAACUCUGAUAACUGGCGGAGACCCUAGUUCAACAAUACGGUACCUCACUAGUAUAUGUAUUGGUUGAGAUCACAAGACGUAAUAGAACGAGACAUGCCAGCCCCAGAAAAUGCAGCAGGUCAGCAGGAAGCCGAAAUAAUCCAAGUUCCGGUCAACCCACCAGCAGAAGUCAUGGCACCACUCAACGUUCCAAUCGUUCCAGCCCCUCAAGGACCGCCACCUGGUUUCCCUGUGCAAAGAUACAACGUGAACAUAGAAUUGUUCACGGGAAAAGGUAAUGUUACCGCAUUAGAAUGGUGGACAAUGUUUGUAACAUUUGUCACACUCCAGAGGAUGCCAGAAGCGGAUGCCCUUCUGGUUUUCCCUUUUCAUUUAGCCGGGGUAGCUAAAGCAUGGUUUAACACCCUUGAUACACAGACAAAAAGCACAUUUAACAAUUUAAAAGCAGCAUUUUUACAACGCUUUAAACCUACACUAAAUGCAGGAGUUAAAAUAACAGAACUAAGACAAUACGCUUAUGAAACUGUCGACGAAUAUAUCGACAGAGCUUUAAGUUUAAAUUCAAAUAACUGUGUUUCUGAGGAAUUUCUCAUUUCAGUGACCGAGAAGGGUUUCAAGAAGGGUAUGGGACAUAUCAUACUCCCCAAUCGGUCAAAGACCAUGCAUGCCCUACGAGAAAUUGCCAAUGUUGCCGAAAUGACUAUCGCUGUGUCUGGUCAGCCACAGAUGGAGGACAUUACAUCCACCAUCAAUCAAGCUGUAUGUUCUGCAGUCAAAUCGGUUGAAGCCAACAUGCUAGAUAGCAUCAUGACAAGAAUGGACACAACAUUAUCCGCCAUGAACCGACCAGACCGCAGACCAGAUUACAGACCAGAACAGCACAGAGUCAAGUUCAACACACAGCAAAACCACCAGUACAGUACCAAAUCAGAUGAAUGUGGUUAUUGUGGGGGCAAUUUUGGGCUUGGUCAGCGAGUUUUUAUAUACACUAUUAUGAUGGUCAUUUUUUGUGGUGUAUCAGUUGGUGCCAUGACAGCCAAAGAAACAGACAUAGUACAAAGAAUAAAUUAUGGUGUGAUUUUUAAAGAAGAAACAAAAUUGUAUUUAGCUAAGGAGUCCUGGUUACACACAUUCAAGGUGUCAUUACCUGAACAUUUUAGUUUACCAAACAUAAGUUUUUGUAAUGAAAACUCUACCCAAUGUGAUUAUUUCAAUUCCAUUAUUAAUUUUGUUCGCCAUUUACAGGACACCACAAAAAUUCAUUUGAUAGAGUCAAUUAGGAGUAUUAAAACACUAAUUCCCCAAAAUGAUAUUUUAUUAAAAAAGCGCAAUGCACGCUCAUUUUUACCAUUCAUAGGCUCAUUAGCUAAAGGUUUAUUUGGCACUGCAACCAUGGGAGAUGUAAAUUUACUGGCUAGCCAUAUCAACCAAAUAAAUCAAAGAACAAGAUUAAUGGCUAGGGCUCUAGAGCAACAUGGAGAUCACUUGUCUUCAUUUAUGUCACUAGUUGACAAAAGAACAACCAAUCUGAUGGAUGGAAUUCAACAAAACUCAGUAGAAAUUCUUGCCAUUGCAAACAAAUUUCAGAUGUCAUUAGAGAACACCCAAAGUUUUUUCCUUAACACGACCACAUUACUAACAGAGCUCACUAACAAAGGCAACAUGCUCAGAAGCAAAGUGGACCAAUUUCAGGCAGCAAUCCAAAGUUUGGUCGAAGGGCGGAUCUCACCAUUCUUAUUGCCAAAACAUACUCUAACACUAGCUCUGCAUAAAAUCCAAACCAUCUUAACAAAUUCAUAUCCUGGAUUCUACUUAACACAACCUCACCCAUCCUAUUACUAUACUAAUUCAAAUUUCAUGUUUAUGCGUAACCACUCUAAACUUUUCAUUACCCUUCGUUUUCCUAUAUCUUCACUCACUCACCCUCUUCGUCUUUACAAGAUCUUGUCACUUCCUGUUCCUGUAAAUAAUUCUCUCAAGCAUGCUACUAAGUUACUAGAUCUACCUGAUUUCUUUGCUAUAACACAUCAGCAUGACUAUUAUUUACAUAUCUCAGCUAACGAACUAAGUAACUGCAAGCAUGAAUCAAUAGUCACGUGCAAUUUUAACAAGGCACUCAUACCAACGCAUGUUCCACAAUGCACUAUUGGAUUGUUCAAUAACGACAUCAACCAGGUUUCACAAUUCUGUGAUUUCCGAUUUCUGAAAAACCAUUUGACCCAUGACAUCAUUGAAUUGAGUUCCACAUCAGUAUUGGUGUAUCAAAGUGAUUCGCUUGCACUCAAUUGCCCAGGUAAACAAACCACUUUACCUGGUUGCAAGUUCUGUGUUAUUCAGUUACCGUGCAAGUGUUCACUGUCUACAGUAUCUUUAUACUUACCUCCCAGAUUGGUCAACUGUUAUAAUAAAACCUCAGAACUGUCAGUGUUCCAUCCAAUUAAUUUAGCAGUUUUACAAGAAUUUUUCAAUCAAAAUAAGUUAAAAACUAUUUUAGGAGAUUCUUUAUUUUCAAAUCAAAUCAGUAUGACAAUACCAAAUUUUAAAUUUUAUACUCAUAAUAUGUCUAAUAUUUUAGCUGCAGACCACGAAGUACAUUUAAGUUUAAAGAAAAUGUCUGCUGCAGCUAGAAAUGAUUCCCUUAUAUUUAAGUCUUUAACUGAACCACUUUUAUAUGGUCAAAUUAAAUUGCAAUCUGAGUGGCCUGAUUUAAACGCCAUUUUGAUUUUUGUCGCUAUUGGAAUAGCGUCAGUAACAUUUCUAUUUUUUAUAUUCAUGUUUUUGAAAUUUCGUCGAAUGGCAACUGCCAUUUUAGUACUGCAACAAGUUGUAAAAUCAAAAUCAGACAGCGUUCCAUCAUUUAUUUACCAUAAAGUUACUGCAACACCUGCACCAAAUGAUAUUUCAAUUCUUGAAAAGUUUAUAACAUCAGAAUUUACAUGGUUACAUGCUUCUGUUAUACUAAGUUGUUUAGUACUUGUGCUUUUAUCAGUACUUGUUUACUUCCUGUAUCGUCGAAGAAAUUCAAAAUGCACUCGGGUUUACCUAGAAAUAACGUCCGGUGGUGAUUGUGUUACAAUACCCAUAAUAAACUUAUCAUUGUGUCCAUCGUACUACGAUUUCUCAACACCGUCAGUGCAAAACAUUACAAUUUCAGCUCUUCCUUAUUCUAAAUUGUUUUUUCUGUGUUCUUCAUUUGUCAUUACCAAUAAAUUAACAAUGAAAACUGUACAAAUUCCAGAUUCAGUCAGCAUAGGAUAUCUAACUCGAAGAAGACUUAACAAAAUUUUAAUGCAAUCUUUUAAUGCGUAUGUUCUAGUUACGCACCAACGUUUUGCUACUGUAUUAAAUCCAGCCAGUUUUGGUUCAUAGUUGAAAAGUCAGUUUUAGACCCAAUUUUCGUAUAGGUGAUGCAAUGGACAAUACUUUUUAUAUGACCUUAUUACUCAGGACUAAGUUAAUUAUAUAUAUUCUUUUGUAUAUUUUGUAUAUUUUGUAUAUAUUGUGUGAUUUGUUUGUUUUUAAUUUGAUUAUAUAUGUUUAUUAUUUACAAAUGUAUGAUUACUAUUUUCCAGAUAAAAUUAGUUCAUGAUUUCGGGACGAAAUCAGCUGAAGUAGGGGGGAGUUGUCAUGGAGUCAUUUUGGAACUCAUUUUAUAUUUUGGUGAAAAUUUAGUUUUCAGCAAAAAGACAUAAGUUUAAGAUAUUUUAUUUAUUUAAAGUUCAUUUCGAAGCUGCAGUAUUUAUUAAAAGUAUUUUUGUUUGAUAAUCGUUCAUUAUUGUUGAAGGAAAUCAUUUUUAUAUUCUCGAAACAUUUAAGAUAAGAAUUUCACAUCUGAUAGAUAUUUAUUUUGGCAUUUGUCACUUUAGAUUUUCUCUUUGUUAGGCUUUAUUUUUAUCAAUUUAAGAUGUUUUAGCGACAAGCUAAGUGGACACAAUCAGACAUGUUUUUUACUAAUUCCAUUGUCCGGUAAACACAAACAAGUUGUUGUGUAAACAACCUAUGUCUAGGUAACCUGGUCAAUUAGGGUUCUUUGUCCUGUCCAGCAAAGACCUUUCCACGCCCCUUUUUACCCCAAAAUAUCAGGGUAACUAAGAUAGCUUGAUUGUUUAACGAAUCUGAUUGGACGAACCUGAAACAGUAACGCAAAAUCGAACAAGUGAAUUUCGGUCCCAAAAGUGGCAUUAUCGAAUGCGCUUUAGAAGAUAUAACAUCUAAAACCUACUUCACUGUGUUUGUUAUAACUGUUUUCAGGUGAGUCAAGUAUUUUUAUCUAUUAUUUUAUUUAAUUGCAUCAUGAAACUUCGUUAAGUUUCAUUUCCAUUUUAUUUUAGUAAAGUUGAUUUCUCGAUCAGUGUAAAUAGAUGUAUAUAUGUUCAAAAAAAAGGUUGGUUUAUUCUUCACAAACUUUCUAUACUCAAGGGAAUUUUUAAACGCGUUAUAGAAUUAAGUUUUACGCUCGCAUGUUGGAAAUGAUAAUUUUAACUUAUCGCUUGUUCAUACUUAAUACAAUUUAAGGUCAGUUCCACAAGGAUAAGAUAUUGAUUAUUUUAAUAAACGCGUUAUGCGUAAUAUUUUCACAUGUGUAGGUUAAUUUAAUAAGAAAUUAUUUAUCGUAAACUAUUCUUGUCGUUUAGUCCUAUUUUUAUUAUGAGUCAUGAAUUUUUGAUACAAAGCAAGCUCGUAUAAUUUAAUAGCUAGUUUUCCCCAAUUCAUAUUAUAUUGUUUCAUAUUUAUAUUAUUUGCAUAUUCGCGAUUAGUUUCGUAAUGCUAAGUUUAGUCUCGAUUUCGAAUAUUUCUCAACCAAUGCUCAUUGUCGGAAUUGAUUAUUUUUGGGUUGAUAGGUUUAUAGUUUAAGCUUUUACAAGCGCCACAUAUAUGCUCUACCGUGUUUAUAUUUCGAAAGAUACCAGAUCUCAAUAUGUUCUUACAUAUGUACAUCCCCCUAGUCAAAAUAUUAUAUACUCAUUAUUUUAUGCUGUUCGGCACGUGCUUUAUGCUCUGUUAGGUUCAAAUAGUCGGUCUCGCAUUAUGCUCAUAUAUUUAAUAUUAAGUCCGCAUCUUGCUCAUAUAUUUGAAUGCUAAAUAAGCUUUUAUUUAUAAGAAAUAUUAUAAGCAUACGUGUUCGUCAGUUUAAAUGCAUAUGCUCAUGCAUUUACAUAAAAUUUGUAUACUAUAGAUAUUAAUUGAUCAUUUAUAUGAAUUAUAUGUUUCUAUUAUUUGUAUUAUAUACUAUUAUAUUGUGUAAAAUAUAUAUCAUUAUCGAAUGCGCUUUAGAAGAUAUAACAUCUAAAACCAACUUCACUGUGUUUGUUAUAACUGUUUUCAGGCCCUUACCCAUACUCAUUAGUCCGUAAGGUGUGCUGUUGGUUAAGUCCAACCAUAACAGGCAAACGACAGUCCACACAACCCAGCAUCCGACAACUCAGAUAACAGUCAGAAACCCAACUCUG
Messenger RNA from Mytilus trossulus (common blue mussel), 7264 nucleotides. RefSeq lists its product as uncharacterized. The record is from RefSeq and is a predicted model, not a curated record. Bases 1869 to 5183 code for a protein of 1104 amino acids. Lineage: Eukaryota; Metazoa; Mollusca; Bivalvia; Mytilida; Mytilidae. The transcript has 2 exons.